UUGGUGAAGAUCAUUAUCAAAAAAUUGCUGAAAAAGUAUAGGCAAAAAAUUGUGUUGUGUAUAGUUUGUGUUGCCGGUCUAACUUACUGCUGACUUACAAUCUGUACUAAGCGUGAUUAUUAUUUAUUUUCAAAAAUGGCGAAUUUACUUUUCUCUGUGCUUUCGGUCUUACUUUUUAUCACAAAUGCAUUUGGAGAAAACAUUGUAAAACGUCAGGUCGCACUUACGCCUACUUGUGGUCAGUCGUUAUAUACUGGAAUAACGUACGAACAAGCGCCCCCUGGAACAUUCAUUGUAAAAGCCACAGCAACCUCGCCAGUAGGAAACCAAAUGACAUGGUCCAUACAGGAUACCACUUUUGGGCGAUUUUCUAUCAAUCCAGUCACGGGUGAUGUCAGUGUAGCUGGAUCACUUGCACGAACGGCUAUGCAGCGUUCUGCAUUGGAAUUCCGAAUUCGCGCCACCGAUACUUCUAACCAGCUGUAUUGCGAAAGUACAGUGCGCGUAAACGUUCAACCGGGCGCCGGAUCCGGAACCACCCAACCCGUAAAUCAACUGUACUUCUCCCAAGCUGCCUACACUUUUACCGUGGGUACCGUUACAUAUGGAACGCCAAUUGGCCAGGUGUCGGUUAACGCCAAUGGGCAGUACGUCACCUACAGCAUCACCGGCACCAAUCAGUUCAGCAUCAACGCUCAAACGGGUCAAAUCACCGCCAACAGCAACUUGGCAGCCGGGACCUACACCUUCACCGUCACAGCGCAGAGCUCCAACGGCGGCACGGCCACCACGACAGUUACCGUGCAGGUGACCUCUGGUGGUCAGCAGUUCACACCGCCCAGCUUCUCCCAAACCUCGUACAGCGUCCAGGUGAGCAGUUGUUCAGCCGGUACUCAAGUGGCCCAAGUGCAAGCCGGUGGCUCCGCGACAACACCGACACAGUAUUCGUUAACUGGAACAUCUCUUUUCGCCAUUGAUCCAAGCAGCGGAAACCUCAGUGUAGCCCAGAAUAUCCAAUCCGGAAGUUACACUUUUCAGAUUUUUGCCACUUCGGUGGCUGGGCAGGCUACGGCCACUGUUACCGCUGUGGUUAGCUGCAGUACGCAAGGCAACGCCAACAAUCAGCAAUACUAUUUCACAAGUGGAAGCUGUCCUGCUGGCACUCAGCUAGGCAGUAUUUGCGCUAAUCCGGUUUAUGGAAAAUAGUUAUUUUCCAUCUCUGUGAUAACUAUGCAUGUCUAAUGCCACCAGAAUAUCAUUACAUUAUCGAAUUAUCUAUUAAUUAUAUAAUAUUGUCCGAUGGCGUUUUUUACAAUGGUGUUACAUCCGUAUUGCGGGCGGAGUGCUGGACACUCUGGUACUACGAAAAACUUUCCAGAUAAAUUUUGUUCGAGAUUCGAAGAAAAUCGGUUUCGCUAAGCUA
This is a messenger RNA of Paramacrobiotus metropolitanus, 1423 nucleotides long. Its product is annotated as protocadherin Fat 2-like. NCBI's taxonomy places the organism in Eukaryota, Metazoa, Tardigrada, Eutardigrada, Parachela, Macrobiotidae. The record is from RefSeq and is a predicted model, not a curated record. Gene Ontology annotation, biological process: homophilic cell-cell adhesion. The transcript is spliced from 4 exons. Bases 136 to 1206 code for a protein of 356 amino acids. Gene Ontology annotation, molecular function: calcium ion binding. Gene Ontology annotation, cellular component: membrane.